Molecule: messenger RNA, 591 nt
Organism: Fonsecaea pedrosoi CBS 271.37
Lineage: Eukaryota; Fungi; Ascomycota; Eurotiomycetes; Chaetothyriales; Herpotrichiellaceae
Exons: 2
Coding region: 1-591 (196 amino acids)
Biological process (GO): ribosomal large subunit biogenesis
Cellular component (GO): nucleolus
Source: RefSeq, a predicted model, not a curated record
AUGAGGAUCGAGACGUGCCACCUGUGUUCCCGUCCCGUCUACCCCUCCAAGGGCAUCACGUUCGUGCGCAACGACGCCAAAGUGUUCCGAUUCUGCCGGUCCAAAUGCCACAAGAACUUCAAGAUGAAGCGCCAGCCGCGCAAGCUCAAGUGGACCAAGACGCACCGGGCGCUGCGGGGCAAGGAGAUGAUCGUCGACCAGAACCUGCUGCUGUCGCAGUUUGCAAAGAGGCGCAACGCCCCCGUCAAGUACGACCGGAACCUGGUCCAGGCGACCAUGCGGGCCAUGGAGAGGAUCGAGGAGAUCCGCGCGCGCAGGGAGCGCGUCUACACCCGGCGGAGGCUGAGCGGCAAGGCGCAGCGCGACGCGCGGCGCAGGCAGGACCUCAAGGUCGUCGCCCAGGGCGAGCACCUCAUCAAGAAGGAGUUGGCCGAUCUCGAGGCCGCGCGCGCCGAGAUGGAGCCCAUGGUCGAACAGGUCAAGAGGGAUUUGGAGACCAGCAGGGUCGUCGGGGAGGAGCGUCUCAGACAGAAGAGGAAGAGGAAGAUGCUGGUCGGUGGUGGCACCGAGGAAGACAUGGAUCUGGAUUGA